Nematostella vectensis (starlet sea anemone) is the source of this 2593-nucleotide messenger RNA. RefSeq lists its product as uncharacterized. Gene Ontology annotation, molecular function: protein binding. Lineage: Eukaryota; Metazoa; Cnidaria; Anthozoa; Actiniaria; Edwardsiidae. The transcript has 3 exons. The record is from RefSeq and is a predicted model, not a curated record. Bases 160 to 2268 code for a protein of 702 amino acids.
GAGCGCGGGCUUACACAAGAUCGAUACUUUGCACUUUUGCAUUUCUCGAAUGAGCGAGAAAGUGUAGCGUCUACUUGAAGCAGGGAGUAACUAUAAGAAAGAAGACAUUAUUCUUUACUUCUCUUAUAGUUCUUAGAGGGAUACCAAGCUCUUUGGGCAAUGUUAGCAUCAUCAUCAUCAUCUUUGUCACCAUCAUCUUCAAGUCACAUGACCUCAAGUCCCAGCAUUUCAAGUGAUGAAUUCAUCUUUAAUGUCGAACAGUCGUGGGGUGUUGCGUCCCUACGUCAGUGUGCUGGUUUCCCGGGCCAUAAUCUCAAUAAGGACCAGAAGAAUUCCUAUAUUGCACCCCUUGGUCCCUUAAUUGUUGAAUGGGAUAUCCAAUCAAAGAGUCGAAUCACCAGCUUCCAGGCUCAUAAUGACUUGGUGAUAUGUUUAUUGUACAAUGAACCAAAGGACGUGGUCCUUAGCAUUUCAUAUGGCGGUGAGAUCAAGUUGUGGGAUAAUAAAUGGAAUAAUGUACUCAGUACAAAUACAACUUUUGGGUUAACUCACUUUGGGGCGUGGUCAAAUAGUGGUGAGAGAUUUCUCAUUUGUGGAGGCCACACCUCACUGGUAGCGAUGUAUGAGCUCAGAGAAAAACAAGGGAAGCUUGAUGUUGCUUUGUUAUGGAUCCAGAAAUCAGGGGAGGAAGGUGUGAUGCGUAAUACUCCAUUUGGAGAAGUUAAUGCUACUGAUACCAGACCUAAAGAGAGUGGAAAUGAUAGUGUGACAUUUGUCAAGCAGCAUGACUGGUACGAUUUAGCAUUGUUUAACUCACAGGACUACAUUAUAGCGAUACUGCAAAGAGUGAAUAAUACUUUAAGUGAAGUCCACCUUUUAAAUCCCUCAGGCCAAGUCAUUAAAUCACAACCACUUGAUCCUAUCGGGGACACUAAGGCAUCUGUGAUGUGCAUGACGCACUGCAAGAGAGGGGUAUUCGCAGUUGGAUUUCAGGGUGGAAUCUUCCUGAUUCUUGAUGAGAAAGAACUUGAAGUAAAAUCUGUGCUUCAAGCGAUGGGGUCGCCACAAGUUGCACUAUGGGAUGGAGAUUAUUUACUUGCUGUUUCGUACCUAUCUGGAAUUAUGUCAUGGUGGUCUAUCAAUGGAGAAUUAGUCCAUGAGCUCCAUGGGGCACCUUGUGAUUCAAUUGUUCAUCUGAAUUGGGCUGUCAAAAAUGAACAGCGUAAAGCUAUUUGGUUGGGAGGAAUAAUGUCACUCAGUUAUAUCACACUCGAGUAUGCCAAAGACUCUAAAUUUCCAAUAAAGAUAACUGAAGCCCACCGACUUAAAUACCACGAGGUCACUGGCUGUGGCCUAGACAUGAGUGACAGCAGUCUCAUAGCAUCUGGUGAUCUUACUGGAAAUAUUUUCAUCUGGAAAAUUGGCAACAGUCAGCAGCUGUACAAGCUAAAACAUGAUGCUGCUGUACGAUGCCUUGCCUGGCGUGGCCAGGAACUGCUCAUUGGCUGUUUAGAUGGUCUAAUACUCAAGUGGAAUAACGAAAAUAUUCCAGCAAACGAAAUUCCAGGAACAGGUGUCAUUCCAAGAAGUGAGUUAAACGUCUGUUUAGUUUGCACCAGUGGGGUGCUAACGAUGAGGUGGUCCAGGAAUUAUCUCGUCAUUGGUCUGGACAGUGGUGAACUUCUUGUCUACAGGUUUCAGACUGAUAAGUUGGACUCUUUUGAAGAAGUGCUGAAAUUCUGUGCACACUCCUUAGAAGAAGGGCAAAGACAAGCAGAGAUCUGGUCAGUGUGUUGGAGUCCUUGUGGUGGGAUGGUGGCAUCUGCAUCAGAAGACCAGACCACAUGUAUAUGGAGUGUACUUACUGGUGAGAAACUCCACACCUUAAGAGGCCACACCACAGCAGUCACAUCAGUUGACUGGAAACAAAUGUGUGAUGGUCCAACCAUCCUGGCCACGUGUGCUGACGACAGGACUGUCAGAGUGAUUGACAGCGACACAUUCACCCUCCUCCACGCCCUCAAGCUGAAAGACGUCCCAGGGUGGUACACCCUAACAUACCUGAGCCUCUAUCCUAUUGGUCAGCAGAUAGUCUGCUCAACACAGAAUGGGCGCCUGGCAUUGUGGGAUUGCUCCAAUGGGAAGUUACUGGAGUGCCGCAAGGUGCAUUGUGGUUCAAUUGAAGGUUUGGUUUACAGUAAGGAUUACAAGUUAUGUGUGACUGUAGGUUCUGAUUGUGUUGUGAAUCUGUUUUCAAUACAUCUCUAAUUCAAACUUUAGGUCAAAGGUUUUGGUCCAGAAUGAAUAUGAAGUUUGUUCAGAAUUAAAUGUUCAGUUAUUUUUAAGCAUAAGUUAAACAAUUAGAAUUAAAAUUAAUUUUUUCCCCUUUCUGCCUGAAUGUUACUAGCUGCUUGGUUAAAUAACUGCUGUGAAGUUGAAAAAAAAAAAUGAUAGCAAACUGCUGUUUCACUACAGAUAAAGUAGAGCAGUGAAUUACUGUUAACUAUUCUUGCCUUAAAUGAUCAGAGAAAAUAUUAGUUGUUGUAAUGUACAUUAGAAAAUUAUUGUGAAUGAUUAAAGGCUUGUAUCAGCU